Molecule: messenger RNA, 2816 nt
Organism: Momordica charantia (bitter melon)
Lineage: Eukaryota; Viridiplantae; Streptophyta; Magnoliopsida; Cucurbitales; Cucurbitaceae
Product: putative receptor-like protein kinase At2g23200
Biological process (GO): protein phosphorylation
Molecular function (GO): transmembrane receptor protein tyrosine kinase activity
Source: RefSeq, a predicted model, not a curated record
UCAAAUACUUUCUUCUCCAUCAACAUUCCAUACACUGCAACCACAAAACAUGUCCUCAAUUUCUCACUGUUUUCCACGAAAUGUUACCUUUUCAUGUCAUUAUCCAUUGAACAAAUUAACUGGGGAUGGGGGAUGGACUUGUCCAGUAUCUGUUCUUCUUGCUUCCAUGGAAAAAAUUUUCUGUCUCAUCCUCCUCCUCCUCUCUGUUCAGGCCCUGUCCCAGUCUUACUCUUAUGCUCCUCCUCCGGAUAAGUAUUUUUUUGUCAACUGUGGAUCACGGAACGACGUCCUCGACGGCGCCCGGGCUUUCGUCGGCGACUUGAAUGCUACUGCUAAUACUUUCACAUUCACUUCAGGGAACCCCUUCCAUCUCCACAAUUCCCCUCCUUCUCUGUACGAUUCCGUGAGGAUUUUCAAGCAGAAUUCGUCUUACCAAUUUGAAAUCCAACAAGAUGCUGUUCAUAUUGUACGCCUCCAUUUCUCCCCUUCCAAUUUUUCUACCCAAUUAUCCACAGCCCAUUUCGAUGUUUCGGCUUCUGGGGUCUUCCUUCUAAAAAAUGUCACCGCUGAUUCUGCUUCUAUUAACGAAUUCUUCCUGAGCGUAAACAGAGGAAAAUUUCGGAUUAAUUUUUUACCCAGAUCUUCGUCUAUUGCGUAUGUAAAUGCCAUUGAAGUGUUCCCCACCCCACCGAACGUCAUCCCGAAUGAGGUACUGAAAAUUAACCCCGUUGGAAAGAAUAGUACGUCUAAGAUUUUCCCUUCUCUGGUUUUACAUACAAUUUACAGAGUGAAUGUCGGAGGUCAUGAAAUUCCCGCCGCCGACGACAAACUGUGGAGGAAAUGGUAUUCUAACGACGCUAAUUAUCUGGAAGCUGCAGAGAACAGCAUCCCCUAUCCCAAGAAACCCAAUUACAAUAACGCAAGUGACGAAUAUUUUGCCCCGGAAUAUGUUUACAGAACGGCAAAGGAGGUGACUACAAGUUCCAACAUGACGUGGUCUUUUGGUUUGAGAAAACAUAUCCUCCAUCUUCUCCGGGUUCAUUUCUACGAUAUCAUCGGUGAUAAUACGAUCGCGAGCAUCCCAUUUCAUCAUGAUUUCUUGGUGGAUUCUGGAGGAAGUGAGUUUCUUAAAGUCAGUGUGUGUCCUCUGGGUCAUAGCCAAUCUGCACAGUUUAGCGCUUAUCUGAAUGGGGUUGAGAUUAUGGAAGCCAUGGAUGAACGUAGCAACGAUCCUCCCAUCAGCGAUCCUGAGGAAAAGAAGAACAAACAUUCGGGUCUUUUCGUGGGUUUGGGUGUUGGGGCUUUUGGGUUGCUCUGCAUUUUAGGCUGUGGAAUCUGGUUUUGUCUGAAACGAAGGAACCCAAAAACUAAACAACCUGGCCGCUCUCUCACCAUGUUUACUAAGAGAACCUCAAGCAGCACUCCCAUCCCUAACUUGAAUCUUGGCCUCAAGUUUUCGCUUGCCCAAAUCAAAACUGCCACCAACAAUUUCAACCACAAAUUCCUUGUUGGUGAGGGUGGUUUUGGGAAAGUCUACAAGGGAACUCUGAGGAAUGGCAUGAAAGUAGCUGUGAAGCGAAGCCAGCCCGGGGCUGGACAAGGCAUUCCCGAGUUCGAGAGUGAGAUCACGAUCUUGUCUCGAAUUCGCCAUCGCCAUCUCGUUUCGUUUAUCGGGUAUUGUGACGAAGGAUUGGAGAUGAUUCUGGUUUAUGAGUUCAUGGAGAAUGGCACUUUGAGGGAACAUCUCUACGACUCAAAGUUGCCUCCUCUGCCUUGGAAGAAAAGGCUUGAAAUCUGCAUUGGUGCAGCCAAAGGCCUGAAUUACCUACACAAAGGCUCAGCUGGGGGAAUCAUUCACCGCGAUGUCAAAUCCACUAACAUCUUGCUCGAUGAGAACCUGGUUGCUAAAGUUUCUGACUUUGGCCUUUCAAGAGCAGGCCCUGUYGAUGAAACUCACGUCAGCACAGACAUUAAAGGGACAUUCGGGUACUUGGAUCCGGAGUAUUUCCGAACCCAACAGCUGACAGAGAAAUCCGAUGUGUACUCAUUCGGCGUGCUUCUAUUGGAAGUUCUAUGUGCAAGGCCAGCUCUGAAUCCAGCGCUUCCAAGAGAGCAGAUAAAUCUAGCAGAAUGGGGAUUGAGGUGCAAGAAAAUGGAGUUGCUUGAAGAGAUCAUUGACCCCAAAUUGGAGGGUCAGAUCAAUCCCAACUCCUUGAGAAAGUUAAGUGAUACAGCGGAGAAAUGCUUGCAAGAUGAUGCCGCUGAUAGGCCUACAAUGGCAAACGUGCUGUGGGACUUGGAAUAUGCAUUGCAGCUGCAACUUCAGCAAAGCGCACACUCGAGAAUGCCUCAUGAGGACAGUGAAACCAAUGCCAAUGGCAGCGUCUCAUGGACAGCCAUUCGACGUUUUCCUUCGAUCGGUUCUUCGAUGAUGAGGGAUGAUCCAAAUAUGAGUCAAGAUUUGGACACUCACACUCACUUAACUGCCAGUGAAGUUUUCUCUCUAUUGAAGGCAGCUGAUGGCAGGUAAAUAAGAAUAUUGCUAUGAUGGGGCUUCUGUUGAUGUAAAGAAGGUGGGAGAUCACAUAUUUAUUCUCUCACAAACUGGAAAAAUGGCUACUAUAUGGGCUGUGUGAGAUUCUUGGGAGAUUGAUAUUUGUAUCCAUUGAAGACUUAUCCAAAUAUGUCCUCUGAAAUUUUGAUAUGGUUGAUUAUUGUAGUUUAGACUGUAGUGUCUUCAAGGACAAUUGUAUCAGCUUAUGCUUAUUUUAUUUGGAUCGUAUAUUUGUAUCCAUAAUGUAAGUCUGUGUGUGUAU